Trichosurus vulpecula (common brushtail) is the source of this 6235-nucleotide messenger RNA. It is a transcript of the gene BRD3, whose product is annotated as bromodomain containing 3. The transcript has 14 exons. The record is from RefSeq and is a predicted model, not a curated record. Gene Ontology annotation, biological process: chromatin remodeling; regulation of DNA-templated transcription. Gene Ontology annotation, cellular component: chromatin; nucleus. NCBI's taxonomy places the organism in Eukaryota, Metazoa, Chordata, Mammalia, Diprotodontia, Phalangeridae. The coding region runs from base 559 to 2733 and encodes 724 amino acids.
AUUAUGCUGCCUUGCCGAGGAUAAAAAGAAGAGCAACCGGAGGGACUAUAAGGCAAACGUUGCUGAAGCUGCCGGGGCAAAUGCUCAACUAUAACAUGGGGUCAGACCCAGGAAAAAGGUGCACCUCAGAGAAUGCCUUUUGCCCCCUUGAAGGCCACUGAAAAUAUUGGUGGACAGAAGUUGAUGAAGUGUGUUGGAGAUCCAACUGUUGGUCAGUAGUAGCCUGUCCUCCCCCCUGCCUCCAUCCCUCGCUCCCUGCAAAGAGAAGAAAUAGAAAUGGAAGCAAAUUAAAUCCAAUAAUCUAGGUCUCUCUAAAAGGAGGAGGAAAUUAGUUGAGAGGAAUAAAGAAAAGCCAGAAGGCGAAGGGUUUCUGAAGAAAACAUGAAGCAUUUAGAAAAACUGAAUUGAGAAAGCAUGAGGAAACUUCAAAGCAAGAGUCAAUGAGUUGCAUGGUUGGGCCCUGGAAAUGGGAUGUCAAUCCUAUUCGGGGAGCAUAAAGAAAGAAAGAGAAUCUCCUAGCUGCUGCUGUGACAGUAAGUGAGAUAGAGACUUCAGAAAAUGUCGACGGUAACAUCAGCGAUUCCGGCUCCUCAGGGCCCUGUGAAUCCGCCCCCCCCAGAAGUCACCAACCCCAACAAGCCUGGGAGGAAGACCAACCAGCUGCAGUACAUGCAGAAUGUUGUGGUGAAAACUUUGUGGAAGCACCAGUUUGCUUGGCCCUUCUAUCAACCAGUAGAUGCAAUUAAAUUGAAUUUACCUGAUUAUCAUAAAAUAAUUAAAAAUCCAAUGGACAUGGGGACUAUUAAGAAGAGACUGGAAAACAAUUAUUAUUGGAGUGCGAGUGAAUGUAUGCAGGAUUUCAACACAAUGUUUACAAAUUGUUAUAUUUAUAACAAGCCCACAGAUGAUAUAGUCCUCAUGGCCCAAGCCCUAGAGAAAAUUUUUCUGCAGAAGGUAGCCCAGAUGCCCCAAGAGGAAGUGGAAUUAUUACCACCAGCUCCUAAGGGCAAAGGUCGAAAACCAGCAGCGGGAGCACAGAGUGCAGGAGCACAGCAAGCGGCAGCCGUGUCCUCUGUUUCCCCACCGACUCCCUUUCAGAAUGUCCCUCCCGCUGUCUCCCAGACGCCAGUGAUUGCAGCAACUCCAGUGCCAACCAUCACUGCAAAUGUCCCAUCUGUCACGGUCCCUCCCACUGUGGCCCCACCUCCUCCUGCCACUCCCAUCAUGCCUGUGGUUCCACCAACACCACCCGUAGUGAAGAAAAAGGGAGUGAAGAGAAAAGCAGAUACGACUACGCCGACAACCUCAGCAAUCACCGCCAGCCGGAGUGAGUCGCCUACCCCGCUGUCAGACCCUAAACAGGCCAAGGUGGUCGCCCGACGAGAGAGCGGAGGCCGACCCAUUAAACCACCAAAGAAAGAUCUAGAAGAUGGGGAGGUCCCCCAGCACGCGGGGAAGAAGGGCAAACUCUCUGAGCACCUCAAGUACUGUGACAGCAUCCUCAAAGAGAUGCUUUCUAAGAAACAUGCUGCCUACGCCUGGCCGUUUUACAAGCCUGUGGAUGCAGAGGCUUUGGAACUCCAUGAUUAUCACGAUAUUAUCAAACACCCCAUGGAUCUCAGUACUGUUAAAAAGAAAAUGGACAGCCGAGAGUACCAGGAUGCACAAGGCUUUGCAGCCGACAUACGGUUAAUGUUCUCGAAUUGCUACAAGUACAAUCCUCCGGACCAUGAGGUGGUGGCCAUGGCCAGGAAACUUCAGGAUGUGUUUGAGAUGAGGUUUGCAAAAAUGCCUGAUGAACCUGUGGAGGCCCCACCUCCAGCACCCCCAGCUGCACCUGUGGUCAGUAAAAGCACGGAGAGCAGCCACAGCAGUGAGGAGAGUUCGUCUGACUCGGACAGCUCAGAUUCGGAAGAAGAACGAGCAACCAGACUGGCAGAACUCCAGGAACAGCUGAAGGCGGUGCAUGAGCAGCUAGCUGCUCUGUCACAGGCGCCUGUGAAUAAACCAAAGAAAAAAAAAGAGAAAAAAGAGAAAGAGAAGAAAAAGAAGGACAAAGAGAAAGAGAAGGAGAAAGAGAAGCACAAGGUGAAGGCCGAUGAGGAGAAAAAAGCAAAGGUGGCUCAGCCAACCAAACAAACCCAGCAGAAGAAAGCACCAGCUAAAAAGGCCAACAGUACAACGACAGCAAGCAGGCAACCUAAGAAAGGUGGAAAGCAGGCAUCUGCCUCUUACGACUCAGAUGAGGAGGAAGAGGGUUUGCCAAUGACCUAUGAUGAGAAGCGGCAGCUCAGCCUAGACAUCAAUCGGCUGCCCGGGGAGAAACUGGGCCGAGUGGUCCAUAUCAUUCAGUCCCGGGAGCCUUCCCUCAGGGACUCCAAUCCUGAUGAGAUAGAAAUUGAUUUUGAAACUCUGAAACCCACCACUUUGCGAGAACUGGAGAGAUAUGUCAAGUCAUGUUUACAGAAAAAACAAAGAAAACCAUUUUCUGCAACUGGGAAAAAGCAAGCAGCAAAAUCUAAAGAAGAGUUAGCUCAGGAAAAGAAGAAAGAGUUAGAAAAGAGACUACAGGAUGUGAGUGGGCAGCUAAAUAACAACAAGAAACCUGCUAAAAAAGAAAAAUCUGGUUCUGCCCCUUCUGGAGGUCCCUCUCGUCUUAGCAGCAGCAGCUCCUCAGAAUCUGGAAGCAGCAGUUCAAGUGGAUCCAGCUCUGACAGCAGUGACUCAGAAUAAACUCUGGACUUUUGAAAAGAAAAAAUGGACAUCGCACACAACAGUAACUCUGCAGUGUUCCCUUCUAUGGUUAAUAUACUACUUUUGUUCCAUGGUGUGCAGGUUUUCUUUUUUUAAUUCAGUGUUAUAAAUGAUAUCUUCCAAUUUUUGCUUUAAUAGGUCAAAGAUCUUUUUUUGUGUGUGUGUAUUAGACUUUAUGAAAAAGAAGUUGACUCUGCAUAAAGUCUUUUUAAUCUUGUCUGAAGCUGAUUGCUUGGAGAUAGCAAGAACUUCAUACUAAUGAUAUAUACCCAUAGAAGAAUCUUCAAGAUGUGGUCUAAAAGUUCUUGCAAAAAUCCCUUUUCUUACACCCAACCUGGUCUUCAACCCCAGAAGGAAUUUUUAAGAAAACUUCUGUAAAAUGGUACUGUAUCCAAAAGAUGUUAGCUUUGGAAAUAGUUGUCGUAUUUGUUAUUAGCACUAGUAUUCUUAACCUCAAGUCUACAGUGUAAUGAAAAUAUCCAAUGCUAUCAUCUUUUUUUUUUUCCCAUAAGCACGCUCAUGCGGUGGAUGAUGACAGUGUACCUGUUUUGUGAGAACCAGGGCUGGAUUUAAGCAAAGGGGAAAGAGCUACAGCUCCAAACCUGAGAAUUGAGUGGGUGUGGGGGUGGGAGGAUGGGGAAAGGGGUGUGGGUAUUGAAUUUUUCAAUCCUUGUGACUACGGGAGCUCCUAGGAGGGAACGCCACUGCUGUGUCAUGCACAGUGCAGGUUUCCAAACACUGAAACUUUUACCUCAACACAGAAAAAAAAAAAAAAGAAAAGAAAAAAAGGAGACUUUUUUUUGUAAGGCUCAGCAAUUUUCUAUGACAGUCCAGCCUAAUGCGUAACCUGCACUGCUGCAGCGCACUCCAUAACCAUUCUCCCUGAUUUCAUGUAUAUAUAAAUACUUUAUUUAUUAACAUCAUUGGUCAUUUUUAAAAAAAAUAACAACAAAGAAACUGCAUAAAAAUAACAGCAGAAAUGCAGACCUUUUUAAAUGAUUUAAACAAAAGAUAAGACCCUAUUUAAAUAUGUUGGACUUUUAACCUACAGGUGCUACAGUUUCCUGUUGCCUGUGUUGGUGCUCAAUCAUGUUUAUGUACUCUUCUUCUUCUUCAUCUUAUUCCUCCUCUUCUUCUUCCUCUUCUCCCUACUACUACUACUACUUUUUUUGGGUUCUUUUUGUACAGAGUUUAGAGACUUACAGGUAUAGGUAACUUCCAGCUGCAGCACAUUUUUUUUAAAAAAUUUUUUGUUAUUUCGUUUUGUUUUUCCUUUUUUUUUUCCUUUUUUUUGGUAUUUGCCACAGGUCUCUUUAGGGCAGUUUUAAAAUAAAUCAAUUUAGGGAACCCCCAGUUAUAUAAUAUAAACUUUGUAAUCUGAGAAAAAAAAUGUAUAGUAAAUCGAAGUCUUGAUUUUUAACUUUUUAUUGUAAAAAAUAAUAAUAAUAAUAAUAUACAGAGUUUAACAGAAGGUUAUGUUUUGUUUUUGUCUUUCCAGCAGGCUGCCACACAGCCUUUAGCACAGGGAUGCCCCAAAUUGCCCAGAUGAGGGUCAGGCAUUGGCAAUGGGCUAAGAAUGAAAGGGUAAUGCCCAGCUUGUAUAAAAGUUGUAGUCCCUGGCCUUUGGCAUGAUGGUAUGGCCCCCAGAGGCAACAAAGAUCAGGCUUCUAGCAAUGAAGGCAGGACAGUCCUGGGCCCCUUCACGUUGCCUCUUCAGGCCCCACUUUGGCUCCCUGCUCCAGUGUUUUCGCUUUAGCGCAAAAGUUACUGUAUCAAAGCCUCAUUUUCACGUAGCUUCAUGUAAUAAAAUCAAUGAAUUGAGUAUUAGAUGGGAACUGACAUAUGCCAUUCAGUGGUUGGACUAUUUUUUCAUGGAUCUCUAGAUGAUAUCCACCAGCAUUUCAGUGGAAUCUUCAUAUGAUAUGCUAAUUUAGUAAGGAAAACUUUUUUAAAAAUCUCCUCUGACUCUACCAUCUACCCUUAAGUUUUGUCAUACUGUGAUGAGGAAAUGGAUGAAGGAAUAUCAGUUGCUAACUACUGGGUUUUUGGUUUGUUUUGAUGAUGUUUUUUAAAUUAACAUGCAAAAGGGAGUACUGAGCCAGUUGACUAAAACUUUUAUUCACCUUUGUUCUACUAGAAAUAACUUGUUAGUUUACCGUUUUACAAUUUUGCCCUGAUUUUAAAAGAUAUUUUAUAAAAAGAUUUAAAGUAUAUAUUUAAACUAUUACUUUGAGGGAAUGGAUAGGAAACUAAAUAAGUCUUAAAUAUGGUAUGAUUUGUAACAUCUAUUAAAUACAGAACAAAUCACACAUUCUAGUGUGAAAUAUAUACUGCAAAAAAUACCAAGAGAUGUUGAGCAUAGUGGCUUCUUAUGAGCCCUCCUUUUGUGGCCAUAGUCACUAAUGAACAACAAAUGAAAAAAAGUUUCACUUGUGUGAAGAAGAUGAGAGGGGGGAAAAUCUACACAAUCCUGAAGAUUAGUGCAGGUGAAAAAUUUCAUGGCAUUUCAUUAUCAAUUUGUUUUAAAAAGGGCAGGGAUCUCUCCUAAGCUAAUAAAAUUUACUCCUUUAUCCAGAAAGAAUCUGUUGACUUUGUAUUUGACUCAUGGCAUAGUCAACACAAACAAUUGAAUUUUCAUGGUGCUAUAGUUUUAAAACUUUAUGUCUUUGCUGUUGCAAACUGCAAAACUGAUUUCACUUUUUUUUUUCUUGGUGAGGAGAGGAGGGAACCUCCCAACAAACCCAGUAUCAGGUUGUGGGUUAUUUACCAUUUCCUCUGUGGUAAGGAAAACUGCAGUUAUCAAACUGAAUCAUUCUAGUACUGAAAACUGUAGACCAAUUUUAAAUUUUCACUUUUGGGGAAAGAAUAUUUUUAAAAGCAGGAUGGGGUCAGGGAGGCACUACAAAAAAAGCUUUUUAAUAGGGGGUCGAAAAAGGACGUAAAAGCUAUUCUAAAAUAUAAAUAAAACCAUAGAGGCUGUGGGGCAGGCCUUAUAUAGAAUUCAUAAUUUACUUAGAGAAAAUUUCUCACACUGGGCAGCAUUAUCUUGCUUUUAAACUGUAAAGAUACAUUUUUACAGCAUUUACAUCUUUUACAAUUGUUUGGAGAAAAAAGACACAAAACCAACAAUGUAGGAUUUGACAAGUACAGUUUUAGCGCUAUUCCGUGAUACUGGCAUAACACUUCCAGAAAGUUUUUCUUUUUUAUAUUUAAAAUGUUACUUUUCUGUAUGAUGUGCAUGCAAGUUUACCGUAACUCUUUUCUUAAACUUUUUAGUGCCGUUUCUAGUAUAUUCCUGUAAAUGUCAGUUACUGAAAAUGAGUCAAUGUAAAGUAGUUUUAGCUUGUUUAUUGCAAUGCUGGCCUCAACACAACUGAAUAAAAAAAGGUAGCAAGUACUCUUUGAUGUUACUGGUAAUCAUGGACCCUUCUCCUGGGGCAUUUGUUUUGUUUUCAUAAUAAACAGCAACAAAAAAAGUGUU